AGAUUACAGAUAAGGACACAAAAGAGUAAUUUACGCAAAUGUCUUUGCUCAUUUCUAGCAAGUUGUAAUUGGUUUAGCAGCUGACCGGCUCACCCAAGAUAAGAAAAUGUAAACCUAUCUUUUAGAUUACGGUGCGGUUUAUUUAGCCUUGUUUACAUUGUGUCGGAUCUUUCGAGACUUCCCCUAUACAAACAAAUAUCAGUUAUUACUACUGAAUUCCUGAUUGCAAAAAAAUGUGACUAGUAAGAUAACAAGGCGGGUAUGGUUAGUGUAUUGUGUGGUCCGAUGCUAACAAGGAGAGGAAAGGCGGAGAGCUGAGCUUGGAAAGCGCGGAUGACAUGAGAACGUGCUAAUUUGACAGGCUAAUCAUUUCCCCUCCAGAUCAGCACAACCAAUUGAAGCUCUCAUUGACUCCAUCUCCUGCCUCUCGUACAUUAAUAGCUACUGUACUGCCCGAGAGUCACCGCCUUUUAUCCACAUUUUUCAGACGAAGCUGCUCAAACUUGAAGAGCCUUUCUAAGACUAGAAUAAUCGCGCUGGCGGAGUGAAGACGUACCAAUUGGAGGCUGGUCUGUGACUGGACGACAACGGCGGAAAGAAGCAAGAUGACCUUUCUACGAUUGUGGAUUUGCUUGUGCGCAGGUUUCACCAGUUCGUUAGGUUUCCAGUGGGGAGGCCUAGGCGCCGGUCAGUGGCAGUCCUGGAGUCAGUGGUCGACUUGCAGUCGGUCAUGCGGAGGAGGAACCGCCAUCAGAAGGCGCAGCUGCGACAGCCCUGUCAGCAAUAGACACUAUCCCCAGUUUAUAUUGAAAAUCUACAGACAACACAACAGAGGGAAUUGUAGAGGGUCAGACGUGGAGUAUACGACUUGCAACUUAAAGGACUGUCCUGUUGCCCUUGUCGUAACACGCGGAGAUGCAGUACGAGCACGAGCUGAACAGUGCGCCAGUUUUAACGGAACGUCAUUCAAUGGACGCUUCUUCUUUUGGGUCCCUUAUUUACGGGUCAAAGACAGUCGCGAGUGUGAGCUGAAUUGUCUCGCAAAAGGACACAAAUUCUUCCUUCGUCUCAAGCCUCACGUGGAAGACGGCACGCCAUGUUUAUCAGACUUGAAGAAAAUCUGCAUCAAGGGAAAAUGUGAGGACCCACCUCACGGAUGCGAAGGAGGAAAAUGUUUCAGGAAAUCAACACGGAUUGGAGAAAGAAGAUUUGGUCUCUUUACGUCUAAACAAUCUUCUGGGAAUCUAGUGCUUGGGUACAACCCCGUGAUCACCAUUCCAUCGGGGUCAACGAACAUCAAUAUUACAGAGAUGCGUAGGAGUAAGAACUACCUCGCUAUCAAGUCGCACGAAUCUGAUAAAUACUUUCUCAAUGGAAACUGGGUGAUCGAUCUACCUCGAGGCUAUCGUAUCGCAGGAACCAAGUUCUACUACAAACGGCCAAAAAGAAACCAGAAGUUUAACGAAGCCGUAAUCUCGAAAGGACCGAUAAACAUGGAUCUGGAUAUAAUGAUAAUCUAUCAAGGCGACGAGCCUAACAUUAUGUAUUCAUACAACUUGCCUCCUCGUGGACCUUCGGGCAGACGUCGGGCUCCCCGACCACCCGCCGAACCUAAAUUUGGUGGCACGGACGUUCUUCCGAGAUAUAGCAACAAACAGACAUUGCUCCCAGCAGAGAAACCUCCGCUACCCGGGGGAGGAGGAUUUAUUCCGACUCGUAGAGGAGUGCCUAACCCAAGACAAGGAGGGCCAAACCCGGGCCUUAACAAUCGAGAACCUGGAAGGGGGAACCUGGGAGCACCUUAUCAAGAAAGGCCAAACCCGGGACCUGGACUUGGCAGGCCAAACCCAGGCUUUGGUAGACCUAACCCGGGACUUGGAAGACCUAAUCUGGGACUUGGUAGACCUAACCCGGGACUUGAAAGACCUAAUCUGGGACUUUGGAGGCCUAAUCCGGGAUUUGGAAGGCCGAAUCCGGGACUUGGAGGACCUAAUCAAGGACUUGAAGGACCUAAUCCUGGAUUCGUAAGGCCCAAUCCUGGACUUGGAAGACCUAAUCCAGGACUUGGAGGGCCUAAUCCGGGAUUUGGAGGGCCUAAUCCGGGACUUGGAGGGCCUAAUCCGGGACUUGGAAGGCCUAAUCAGGGAUUUGGAAGGCCUGAUCCGGGACUUGGAGGGCCUAAUCCGGGACUUGGAGGUCCUAACCCAGGAUUGGGAGGGCCUAACCCAGGAACACCAGAUUCAGGAUUUGGAGGGUCCCCUCCAAAGCUUGCGGCGUACAGAUGGGAGCUGGCGGGAUACUCAGAAUGCUCGCAUCCGUGUGCAGGCGGUCUGAAGUCAGCCUUUUACCAGUGCAUUAGAUCUAUUGACAACGUUCGAGUACAAGACUCCUUGUGUACCGAGAUAGUCGCUAAGCCGGACCGACGAAAGGUGUGCAACAUACAGCCUUGCCCUGCAAGAUGGGUUCCAGGCGAGUGGAAAAAGUGCGGCAAGACGUGUGGUAGUGGUAUCCAGUUGCGCAAUCUUUAUUGCAGGCAGAAAAUGGACGUGGAUGGAAGACAAGUGGAUCGUAAAGUAGAAAUUAACAACUGUCCUCAGUGGUCACGCCCCAAAGUGACGCGACCGUGCCAGCUUCCUCCCUGCCCACCCCCUAACGAGUGGAAAACUGGUCCAUGGAGACAGUGCUCUGUAACUUGUGGAACUGGAAUCGAGACGCGGACUGUGGAGUGUAUGGAUGUGGAACAGAAUAUCACACAGGAGGAGUCGGCGUGUUUCGAAAAGCCUAAGCCGCACACCACUCGUCGUUGUAACCCUGGCGGAUGCAAGACACACUGGUUCAUUGGGAGUUCUUUCACCUCGUGUUCAGUGACUUGUGGUUAUGGCGUGAAAGAGAGACUCGUGUUCUGUGGACGGCAGGGCGGCGAUGCUUUACCCGACAGUCAAUGCGAGAGUAGGUAUCGCCCCAGGUCCACGCAGCGCUGUCGGGAAAAAAGAUGUCAGGCCUCCUGGGUCACAUCAGAAUGGAGCAAGUGCUCGGCAAACUGCGGUCAGGGCAAGCAGACACGGAUCGUGUUCUGCACCAAUGAGGUGCGCAAUGUGCACCAGCAGGUGCCUAUAUACAACUGCAGGCACUCGCCACAACCCGAGAGCGAGAGGAACUGCACAAUCAAGGAAUGCGCGCCGGAGUGGUUCGUCACAAGCUGGCAAAAGUGUUCUACAACUUGCGGUGGUGGGAGUCAACACCGGAUAGUCAUGUGUCUAAAUGACCAGGGAAAACGGGUCGGCGGCUGCGAAGUCUCGAAGAAACCGCUUCAUUGGCAAAGAUGUAACACUCAGAACUGUCCGAGAAGUCGAUGGAGAAGACCGGACAAGUCGAAGGAUUCAUGCAAGGAUGAAAGCAAAGGCAUGUGUAUGAUUGUGGUACAGGCGCGGUUCUGUACAAUCAAGAGCUAUCGAGAACGCUGCUGCGAGAGCUGUAAAAACCUAUGAUGGAGCCUUGUUUAAAAGAGCGUGAGAAAAACGAUACCUCCCAAGAUUGAAUACGGGGAUGUCACGCUGUACGUUUAAUGAUCAAGAGUAAGGAACUUAGAUAAUUAUACGUUUAUAUAUAUACGUUAAAUUACAGUCCCAGAUUUCUUCCUGGGAGAACUAGAUUACUCCAGAGUGCUCGCCCUGGAAUUUUUUUCCAAGCACAGAAAAAAUAAAAACGAAAAUUUUUUAUUUACCUCUUGGGAAUUGGUACUAAAAUACAUCACAUACCGGUCAAAUGCCCUUCUCCUUGAAUCACACAACUCGAUCGUCAUAUUGUGUUGUUUUUAAUGGAAUGGAACAUGACAUAUUUUAGAACCAGUAGUACCAAAUUAUUGGGAGAAAGACGCCCAUCCCCUUCCCUGAGAGAAGCUGCUACGAGCACCGUGAAAAGCGCUUAGUUAACCCUGCUAUAUGGGUCCCACUCAAGAGUGAACCCUGCUAUAUGGGCCCCACUUAAGAGUAAACCCUGCUAUAUGGGCCCCACUCUAGAGUGAACCCUAUUAUAUGGGUCCCACUUAAGAGUGAACCCUGCUAUAUGGGCCCUACUUAAGAGUGAACCCUGCUAUAUGGGCCCCACUCAAGAGUGAACCCUAUUAUAUGGGUCCCACUUAAGAGUGAACCCUGCUAUAUGGGCCCCACUCAAGAGUGAACCCUAUUAUAUGGGCCCCACUUAAGAGUGAACCCUGCUAUAUGGGCCCCACUUAAGAGUGAACCCUGCUAUAUGGGCCCAACUUAAGAGUGAACCCUGCUAUAUGGGCACCACUCAAGAGUGAACCCUGCUAUAUGGGCCCCACUUAAGAGUGAACCCUGCUAUAUGGGCCCAACUUAAGAGUGAACCCUGCUAUAUGGGCACCACUCAAGAGUGAACCCUGCUAUAUGGGCCCCACUCAAGAGUGAACCCUGCUAUAUGGGCCCCACUCAAGAGUGAACCCUGCUAUAUGUGCCCCACUUAAGAGUGAACCCUGCUAUAUGGGGAAAUCGAAAAUACCGGCUUUUGACAACUUAAAGAAAGAAUGCCAAGAGGGGGAAUGGAGAAGAGGGGGGAGGGGAGGGAAGGGAAGGGCUGUCCUUACCUAGGCACGUGCCUACCACGUGCAGCCUUCUGUUGCUAGCCGGCAUUUGUGGAUUAUUCGGAAAUGUUUUGUUUUCGAAUAUUGGGAAUCCUGUGAGGGUGCGAAGAUACAAAAAAAAAAUGUUUCUUCGAACUCUCGCCACAACACAAUUCGGCCCUCGUGCACGCCAAAGGAUUCCCGAUAUUCCAAAACAAAACAUUUCCGAAUAAGUCGGUUAGAUGGCUACAUCUUGUUGUUAAAGGAAGAGCAUCCAUAAUAUGAGUUUGUGGAUAACAAACAUAUGGUGAGGCUUAUAAACAUUAUAAAUCUAUAUACACACAGAUAGAAACUAUGUAUGCGCGAGAGGAUCAACCCUAAUAUGUAUUACUGCAGCAUGACGUCAAUGACAGAGCAAUGUAUUACAAGACGAAGUAUCUAGAAAGUUGCCUAUCUUAGGGCCCCCAAAUGGUCUUUGGCGAGCACUUACGAGCAACCCGUUUUUUAUGCGAGACCGAGCAUUUUUAGGCGAAAAAAAAAAUGCGCGAGCAUGCGAGCACGGCGGAAAAAAAUUGCGCGAACAUGCGAGCGUUAGCCGAACUGCGAGCACAUGGAAAUUUCGGGGGACCAUUCGGGGGCCCUUAUUUUGAAGGCAAAGAGCUGUCAUAUGGUGGUGGGAACAUGUAAACACAGUGAAAUGUACCCUCUCUACACACUGGACCUAUAUUAAUACUAUAUAUUACCAAUAAGAACAUUAUAUUAUAUUACAACAUAUUUUGGUUUUGUACUUAUAAUUAUAUGACAGGGAGGAAAGUUAAAAGAUGUAUAUUAAAAGUAGUUGUUUUUAUUGUA
Molecule: messenger RNA, 5431 nt
Organism: Nematostella vectensis (starlet sea anemone)
Lineage: Eukaryota; Metazoa; Cnidaria; Anthozoa; Actiniaria; Edwardsiidae
Product: thrombospondin type-1 domain-containing protein 4
Exons: 16
Coding region: 606-3488 (960 amino acids)
Biological process (GO): extracellular matrix organization
Cellular component (GO): extracellular matrix
Molecular function (GO): metalloendopeptidase activity
Source: RefSeq, a predicted model, not a curated record